Messenger RNA from Tetranychus urticae (two-spotted spider mite), 7434 nucleotides. Its product is annotated as fatty acid synthase-like. Gene Ontology annotation, biological process: fatty acid biosynthetic process. Gene Ontology annotation, molecular function: oxidoreductase activity; fatty acid synthase activity; 3-oxoacyl-[acyl-carrier-protein] synthase activity. The record is from RefSeq and is a predicted model, not a curated record. Lineage: Eukaryota; Metazoa; Arthropoda; Arachnida; Trombidiformes; Tetranychidae.
UACAAGAUUCAUCUUGGACUGUGGCGUAGUAUACAUUGAGUCUUGCACAUGUUUCAAUUGGUUACCCUAACAUAACUUUUUAAUUGUACCAAAAUAGAUUGAACAAUUUUUCUCAGAAGGAAGUAAAAACUGUUUAAUUGCAGUUCAGCAUUGAUUACAGUUGGUUAAAGUUUAAAUUAGAUCAAAAAUGACGAUAAAUAUGUCCCAAUCAAAGGCAACACCAAUAGCAGUAACUGGCUUAGCUGGACGAUUCCCUCAAUCGGAUAAUGUUGAAGAGCUGUGGGAUCAUCUGUUGAAUGGUCGAGUCCUUUAUCAGUCAGACGAUUUUCCUUAUCCGAAAAUUUUCAAUAAGACGCCAAAAUCAAGAGGAGCUCUAAAAGACACAUCUCACUUUGAUAGUGACUUUUUUGGCUAUGACCGUAAAUCUGCUAAUUUUCUUGACCCACAAUUACGUAUUUUAUUGGAGGUUGUUUAUGAAGCUCUUUGGGAUGCAGGUAUUCCACCGGAGACUUGGUAUGGCUCUAGAACCGGCUUCUAUUUGGGGUCAUCCUUUGAAGAAACCGGGCUAACUGUUCGCUCCCCGGACCAAUCUGUUGAGCUUAUUCAACAUUUCCCAUCUCGAGUUUCAUAUCAUUUCAAUUGGAAAGGACCAAGUAUGAUUAUUGAUACUGCCUGUGCAUCAAGUUUAAACGCAUUGACUGAAGCGUACAGUGGACUCAUUAAUGGAACCUGUGAUCAAGCAAUUGUGGCUGGAAUUUGUUUGCAUUUAAAGCCCAAUGUGACAAUUUGCUUUAGUGAACUAGAAAUGUUGUCCAAAUCGGGAAAAUCUCGAUGUCUUGACACCUCAGCUGAUGGUUAUAUACGAUCUGAGGCAAUUGUAGCCAUUGUAUUACAACGUGAGAAUCUAUCUAAUCGAGUUUAUGGUAAAGUAAUUGGAUUUGCUGCAAGCUCAGAUGGUUACACCAAAGAGGGAAUUACUUAUCCAUCUCGAGAAGUUCAAAUAAAUACAAUGAAAUUGGCUUUGAAUCGUAGCUCAAUCAAUCCAAUGUCUGUUGAAUACGUUGAAGGCCAUGUAACAGGUACAUCAGUUGGUGAUCCUAUUGAAACAGCGGCCAUUGUGAAAGCCUAUAGAUCAACAAACACAGAGUCACCGUUAAUCAUUGGUUGUCUAAAGGGUAACAUUGGACAUACCGAGGCAUCAGCAGGUGUUUGCGCAUUAAUAAAGGCCCUCAAAAUAUUCCAAAACAGUUUAAUUCCAAUGAAUGUGGGAAUGGAAGUAGUUAAUCCAAGGAUCGAAUCACUUCGUGAUGGACAAUUGAUAACACCAAGGACUAAUUUGCCCUGGAAUGGUAACAUUAUUGGUGUUAAUGCUUUUGGUUUUGGAGGUUCAAAUACACAUUGUUUAAUUACUGCAUCAGACAAAAGGCAUCCAGUUGACAAUCAAGUACCUAAAAAUUCCAGAAGAUUGAUUUGUUUUUGUAAUCGAACUGAGAAAGGACUUAGAAAAAUGUCGCAUUCUAUACAAAAUCAAUGCAGAUCAAAUGAAUAUUUAGCUUUGAUUGAUAAAAUCGCUAUUGGGACAACAAUUGAAAGUGGAAUGUAUUGGCGUGGUUUCUCGAUCCUUAGAUUUGACUCUAAUACUGAUAAAACUACUCUGACUGACCUUACAACUAACUACUCAACCCAUCGUUUACCGAUAGUCAUGUUUUUCGACCAAGUGACUUCUGAUUUGCCCGACUUAAAUUCUGAUUAUGAUCCAGUAAAUGUCUUUUUGGAUCGUAAAGUCGAAACCUGUUAUGAUUAUUUAAAGAAACAAGGAUACCAAAGGAAAUACAUCGAGGAAAAUUCAUCAAUCGUUUUAGUUAUUCAUCAAUUGGCUUGGGCUGAUCUACUUGUUAAUGAUUUGAAAAUUCAACCCGAUUUAGUUGCUGGUUAUUCAUUGGGUUCGAUUGCUGCUUCCUUUGCUGCCAAACAAUCUACUUGGAAUAAUUGUCUAUCGAAAUUGGCUGAUAAUAUUAGACUUCAAGCAAAGCCCUCUAAAAGCAAUCACACAUUUAGAAAUAAAUUUGAAUCCGAAUUGAGCAAAAUGAGAUUUAAUGAUCUAGUCAAUUGCUAUAAGAAUAUGGCUGAUUCAGAUGUCUACAUUUAUCUUGACAGAACAAUUGACCAAGUUGAAACCAGUGAAUUGGUUUUUUUAAAUAUUUCAUCUUCCAUAACACAUAAUCAAAUCUCUUUAGAUUCAAAGGCAGAAAAUAUAAUAGCUAAUUACAAUGUUUAUAGUGAUAUCUUGGUCAUUUUAGGCGAAAUUUAUGCUUCUGGAACCAAUCUUAAUCUAAGUAUCUUCAACAAUCAACAAUUUCCAGUUAGUUCCAGUUGUCCCAGUCUUGGUCAUCUAAUUGAAUGGGAUCAUAAGCAAACAUUUGAUACUAUUGUUUAUCCUGAUUUUUUUCGCGACUCAUUUCACACAGUCCAUCGAGUUGACUUAAUGGACCCAGAAUUUUCAGAUUUAGCCGGUUAUUCAAUUGAAAAUGAACUCAUUUGUCCCAUAUCAUGUUACAUUUGGAUCAUUUGGGAUCACUUGGUUAAAUUACGUUGUACUGAUCAACGUCAUCGGUACAAUUCGUUUGAACUACGCUCGUUGAAAGUGAUAAAAUUGGUUAACUUGAGUGAACCAGUCGAGUUUAGAGUCACAUCUAAUCCUGACACUGGAGAGUUUGCAAUUAAAUAUGCUGCCGAUUAUUGUCCAAUUGUAACUGGAUUUGCCAAAAUUAUUGAUAAAAAUACAUUCGACUAUUCAUCUUAUCUCACAACCAACACUGAAAACUCCACUGAUGAACCAAUUAUUUUAACGUCUGAAGAGGUUUAUGCCGAUCUGCUUAUUAGAGGCCUGAGCUCGGAUGAAUCCUUCAAAAGUAUUACCUCUUUCAACUCAAGCCAAUCUCAAGCAACAAUCAAAUUUGAUGGCCAUUGGAUAACCUUUUUUGAAUCAAUAUUAAUUUCGCCACUUAUUCUAGAUUCAUAUGAUUCAAUAAUGGCUCGCCCAGUUCAACUGGAUUGGUUCAGAUGUGAUCCAUUGAUUCUUAAUGAAAGCUUAAAAAAUCUCAAAAGAUCUGGUUCAGAAAUAAAUGCGUUUACUUUCCAACUAGAUGUUGAUGCACAGAUAAUUGCGACUAAAGGUUUAAUUACUACAUUUCCUAAUUACCAACAAGUUCCUAACACUACGGGCCACCCUGAACUUCAUUAUCGACAUCAAGUUUUUCUACCUCUUAACUGUCAAUUACAUUCACAGUCAGAGUUGAAUAACAAUCAGCUAAGUUUAGUUGAAAGGAUUGAUUAUCUUUUAAGUCUGGUGGAAUCAAAAAAUAAGAAAAAGCAGAUUGACUAUUCGCCAUAUGAUAAAGAUUCAACUUUACUUAAAACAAUUUCUUCAAUAAUUAACUCUGGAAAUACAGCGAUCAAUCCAGAGACGAUUUCCAAUAUUGAUUGUGCAUUUGAAAGAGAAAUGACUUCAAAGAAUUGUGGUGAUUUGUUGCAUAUUCAUUUAGGAUUGUUUGAAGAAAAUAGUCCAUCCACCGGAAUGAUAAACAUUUACCAAGUUGGAAGGGUUAAUGCUUACUCUUACGAUUCCAAUUGUGAUCUUACCUUCAGAAAGAUUCGUAGUAAUUACACAUUCGAGUUACAGCAGACAGUCAAACCUGAUUCACUUUCUUCAGCUGAUUUAGUUAUUUACAAUCAUUCAUCGCUUGGUUUAUCUAUAAAUGAAGUCAACAUUGAUGACGAAUGUGCAUUUCUAUCAAAUUUCAAUUCUCUUUCUGUAUCAAGUUUCCUAUUAAUUUUAAUGAGGGAAGAAAAGUACUCAUUUGAAGAUGCCUUAUGCAAAUUGGUUUCUGGUGUUAAGUCAAAAAAUCAAAUUUCAAGCAAGCGUUUGGUGGAUCAUUUGCUUCAAAACGAUUUUAUUGUUAUUUCCGAGCACACAACUAACAAUGGAUGUCCAAUCAAAUCAAUAAUAUUGAGAAAAGUCCAGCCAAAUAGCUUAUCCACCACCGAAACAAAAAUCCUUUACAUUUCUGAGCGAACAUUUGAUUGGGUUGACAAAUUGAAAAGUCUAGUAGAUGAUUCUGAUGAUAAAAUAUGGUUAAUAUCUAAUGGUUGUUACCGAACGGGUUUGGUUGGACUUGCUUCGUCUCUAAAAGAAGAAUCAUUUGGUCAUAGAAUCAGAGCAAUUCUUGCUGUUGACUUCGAUCAUGCAAGAGAUGCACAAAUUUUCAACGAACUGAGAAACAAGGAUUUGAUAAUAAAUGUUAGACGAUUAGCAAAUGGUCCAUGGGGAACUUACAGACACAUCGAGUUGAAUCCUCAUGAUCAAGUAAUUGUCCGUGACGAUUCAGCAUAUUUGACUUGGACAAGUGAAAAAAAUAUCAAUUCAUUAGCAUCAACAGAAGCACCAGUUUUAUCAUGGUACCGUUCACCUCCAACUAAUGAUGAUAUCCAUGUUUUAGUUCAUUAUUCAACAUUUAAUUAUCUGGACAAGUUGAUUGGGAAAAGCAGAGAUUCAACAUUAAUUCCCAAAAGUCAAAGAGUAGGCUGGGAAUUUUCUGGUUAUUCAUUGAAGACUCAAAAAAGGGUUAUGGGUGUUUGCGAAGGGAAUGGAGCCACUGGUGCUUUAACUAGUGAUUCAAUAAUUUUUCAAUUUGAUGUUCCUGAUAAUUGGCCCCUAGAAUCAGCUGUUACCACGCCAAUCCCUUAUUUAUUGGCUUAUUAUUGUCUUAAUGUUUUGUCUUCAAUCAAACCAUCAUUUAAAGUCUUCAUUAAUGGAACUUCGGAUGGAAUCGAAAUUGCAAUUAUCUCACUUUGUCUAUCCAUUAAUUGCCAAGUAUUUAUUCAAUUAAACUCGCCUUCUGAUGAGAAAACGUUUCGUGAAUUGUUUCCUUCUUUAAGAGACGAGAACUUUAUUCAUGCCAACCAAUAUGACCUGGACAAUCAUUUAUUACAAUUAACCCCAGGAACUGGGGUCGAUAUUGCAAUCAACACAGGAUCAAGUAAAAUACUCCAGUUUCUUCCAAAUUGCUGUUCUUUUGGUGGAAAAAUUAUCCAGAUUGGAUCAAUUGACGAAAGUUAUGCUCUUCAAAUAAAUGAUCAAUUGGUACAAAAAUGUGGAUCACUGGCAUCAUUUAAUCCUUUUGAUUUAUUUAGGAAUCUGUUGAAUGAUAAAAAUUUGGCUAAAUUAAAAGACAAACUUGCUAAUUUAUUCAAUGAUGGACUUUUGAAUAAUAAAAUUUACCCUUUACCAGCUGUAAUCAUAAAUCGAACUGAAGUAAUUACGAAAGGUCUGGAAAUUUUGAAUAACAAAAGUAUAAUUGAAAGAUUUGUUAUUGCAAUUCGAGAUGAAGUAAAUGCUAAGCCAAUUACAGUGAGAUGUAUUGCAAAAACUUACUUCAAUUCAAAAAAGUGCUAUAUUCUGAUCGGAGGAUUAGGAGGAAUCGGAUUACAAUUAACCAAAUGGAUGGUUAGCAGAGGAGCCAAGAAUAUUAUAAUUACUUCUCGCAAUGGAAUCACCAAACAAUAUCAACGUUUCAUAAUUUCUCGAUUAAAAUCUCUUCAAUUUAACCCAAAUAGUGAUAAUUGUACCUUAUGCAAGUCAUCAGAUUCAUCUGGAGCAAACAUUGUUAUCAUCAAUGAACCAACCAGCGAUGAAGACUCUUGCGCUAAAAUAAUCAAAGAAUCAAUUGAAAAUUAUGGACCAAUUGGUGGUAUAUUUAAUUUAGCAGGGAUUCUUAAGAGCGGAUUGCUUGAGAACCAAACCUCUGAAACAUUCAUGGAAGUCUGUUUACCUAAAAUUGAAGUGACGGAACAUUUUGACAAAUUAUCAAGAUUACAUUGUCCACAAUUGGAUUAUUUCGUCUGUUUCUCGUCAAUUUCAGCCUUAGGAAUUCUUGGUGAACCCAAUUAUGGUUAUGCCAAUUCUUAUAUGGAUAGGUUGUGUGAAGAGCGAAGAUCUCAUGGUUUACCAGGAACAGCAAUCCAAUGGGGAGCCGUUGGAGAUGUCGGUAUGGCUCGACGUUUAAUUACCGGUUCAACGGCUUCCAUUGCAGGUUCAGCUGGUCGACGAGUUCUUGGUGUUAUUGAUGACUUGGACAAAUUUUUACAAUUACCUUAUUCAGUAUGUUAUGCUGUACAGCAUGCAACCAAACAAGAACACACUGUUUCUGGUAAAGGUAACAUACUUCAACGGAUUGGACAUAUUUUAGGUUGUCAAAGCUUGGACAAAUUGGAUGGUAACACAACACUUGGCUCUCUUGGUUUAGAUUCAUUACAAGCAAUUGAAGUGAAAACUCUGAUUGAUACAACUUGUAAUGUUAAUUUAUCCAACAUUGCUAUUCUUAAAUUAACCAUUUCUGAAGUGGAUAAAUUGGCAACUGAUAGCAAUCAAAUGGCACCUGAAAAUGAUUUAGACAAAAGGAGUAUCGAAGAGCAAACGUUAAUCAACUUGACGGAUAAAGGAACUGAACCCAUAUUUUUCUUUCCUCCAGCCUUUUUUGAUUUUCUAUCAAUGAUGCCAGUUGCUGAAGCUUUAAACAGGACUGUGGUUGGUGUUCAAUUGACGGAAAAGGUUCGUUCUUUGGGAACAUUCAAGCAAAUUUCCAACUUCUAUGCAGAAACCAUAUUAGCCGCUUAUCCAAAUUUAAAAAGAUAUGAUUUUGUUGGUUAUUCCUUUGGUUGUACUGUUGCUUUUGAAUUGGCAAAAGUGUUACAAGAAAUGAUUGGGAAAUCUCGAGUUGAUCGGAUUGUAUUUAUUGAUGCUUCGCCUUAUGGUUUGAAAAGGUUGGGACAAAAAACCAUGAAAAUGGUGCUUGCUGGUAUUCCUAGUUGGGAAAUAUUCAUUUCUAUAAUGCAGUUCAUGGGUGUUAGAAUUGACGAGAAAACUAAAAGAUUAUUAGAGGAAUCUGAAGAUGACGAGUUCAUGUAUCAAGAAGUUGUCACACAAACCCUGAUUGAUGCUGGAAUGAAUGGUCCCACUGAUUCGUUGAUUGACAAUGCUGCCGGAAUGAUUGACAGAACUUAUUAUCUUGGAUCAAUGGAGGAUUUAGGGACAUUUGAUGGCGAUGCUUUGUUUAUUCAAGUUAUAAAUAAAGCAGUUGUAUCGAGCGGUACAAGUUCACUUGUUAAUGAAGGUCUCCCUAAGAUUAUCAAAGGUGCUUUGAAAAAAGUCAUGUUCAAUGCAACUCAUUUUGAUGUACUCAAAGUUUACGCUCGGGAAGUAGCUGCUGAAAUUGAAAAGAUUAUGCCAUGAUCAAGAAUUUGGAUUUUUUACUUGAUGUACAAAGAUUAUUAUUGAAUAAUUCUGGUAAUUUUGGAUAGACUAGUUAAUCGAAGAUUGGAUUCUUUCUUUUUCAGUUUUGUGUUCAAUAAAUUUAACUUAAAAUGAAGAUUUAA